This is a messenger RNA of Lolium perenne, 1699 nucleotides long. RefSeq lists its product as uncharacterized. NCBI's taxonomy places the organism in Eukaryota, Viridiplantae, Streptophyta, Magnoliopsida, Poales, Poaceae. The record is from RefSeq and is a predicted model, not a curated record.
AUUUCAGCCACACGCGAACCCUAGGAUAACCACCACCAUGGCCAAGAAGAAGUCCUCCUCCGCCGCCGCCCCCGCCGCCGCCAACGGCAACGGCAGCCACGCCGCGCCGGAGCCGGCGCCGGAGCAGAAGCGGGACUCGUCGCCGGAGCCCGACCGGAAGGCGGAGCAGCUCAAGACGCUCAACUCCAUGCUCCUCAAGGAGGCGGUGGAGCGGCGCGGCCAGGUGGCGGCGCUCACGGCGCGCCUCGAGGAGAUCUCCGCCGACGGCGACGCGCUCGGCGCCGCCGAGCGCGCCGUCGCGCGGGCCGCCCUCGCCGCGCCCCUCCGCGCCGCCGCCGACGAGGCCGCCGCGCUCCGCGCGCGCCUCGCCGCCCUCCAGGACGCCCUCCGGCUCGCCGAGUCCAGCGCCGCGCUCGAGGCCGGCGCCAAGGACGAGGCCCGCGCGCGCCUCGAGGAGGCCGCCGGGGAGAAGGCCCGGUUCCUGAAGCUCCUCCAGGUGAAGGAGGCCGAGGUGGCCUCCAUUUCCAACAAGGUCUCGAGCCUGGCGGCCGUGAUGGCGGAGCUGGAGGCCAACAACUCCGUGCUGCUCGGUCAGAACGGCGAACUCGGGAAGGAAUUGGAGGAAGCCAAGGAGGCUGUUCGGGUGGUCUUGGCCCAGAAGGCUGAGGUGGAAAGGAGCUUCCAGGAAUUCAAGGAAGAGAUGGAGGCGUACCGGGUGGAAAUGGAGGGGAAGUUGACGGCCAAGGUGGAAGAACUGAAGGUGCUGGGGUCCAAGAAGGCGGAGAUGGAUGCGAGGGUGGCCUCUCUCGAAACAGAGCUCGCGCUGUCUGUGACUAAGGCAGAGGGAUUAGAGGCUGAAGUGGUGGCGAAGAAGAAGGAGCUUGAUCUGUUGAAGGGCAAAAGCGAUAAGCUCCAAUCAGAGGUUGCAGCGGCAGAGAAGAAACACAGCAUCUCUGCAGCUGAGGUUGAGAGGCUCAAGGUGGAACUGGGUGUGCUGGUGAAGGCAAAGGAGGUUGCGUCCAAGGCAUUCGACGCUGAGAAGACUGAAAUCACGAAGGAACUGGAGAGCCUCAAGAGGAAGGUGGAGGAAACCCACGCUGACAAGGAAGCUGCUGAGGGAGCAACACGUGAGAAGGAUGCUGAAGCGGUUAAGCUGAGGGCUCAGCUGGAAGAGCUUCAUGUUUCAAUGUCACAGCUCCAAACAUCCUGUCAUGAACUUGAUACCAAGCAUUCACGCCUGCAAAGCGAGAAGAAUUCUGUUCAGAAAGCGCUGGCUGCUGAGAAGGCUGAAGCAGGGAAGCUGAUGUCCAAAAUUCAGACAUUGGAGAACUCCAAUGGUAAAAUGGACAGUGAGAUUGGGGAGCUGAGGGUUGCAUUGAAGGAUAAGAACAGCAAGAUCGAAGUCCUUACCAAUGAGGCUGAGCUGCUGCAGCUCGCAGUGGCUGAAGCCCAGAAGAGGAACAAGGGUGGCAUCUGGGCAUGGGUGUAUGCCGCCACUACGACCAUGGUGGCCGCAAUCUCCUUGAUCUAUGCCACCAGGGCCCAGUGAAGGAGUGCGUUUUUUUCCUUUUUUUCUAUGUUCCAUCCUCUUUAUAUGCUUAUCAGUAUGCUACUCGAAAUGAUCAGGUUGCUAUCUAGCUGUAUCGCUAUGUGAUGAAUCGGCUGGUACUAUGCAAUGAAGUCAAUUUUUUUGCUUGCA